ACAGAACAAAAGUCGGUGUGUUGACAGGCCUUCUAAAGUCAUGCGUCAACCCCGCCCUGCUGAUGAAAAGCUGCAUCAACUUCCCGUGUUGAGGCCAGGCGUGGGCACGCCAGGAAAGCUCCGUCUUUGCUGAUGACUAUCAGCGUUUUGUUUCUUCUUCAUCUGACAUCAUUGUUAGUAUGCGGUUUACGGAAAUCUAGUUAGGGUAGGCUGGAUGCCUCCCUGCUGGAGCGGAACGGGCAGGGACUAUGUCUUUCGGCUGGGCUCUUGAUUCACCGGGAUGAAGUGGUUGGGGGGAGAGGGAAGUCUGGGCCUCCCUGCUGAAGCUGCUUCCCCCCGACUCCGGAUCUUUUGGAAAAAUCAUCCCUCUCUGGUUCGACCGGCUGCAUACAAACGGCUUCAACCGCAGACGUGAGCGUUUGCCAUCAGGACAGGAAGUGACCUGUGGUGGCGAGGAGAUGACGCAAAGACUUUGACUUUGCCUCACCCGUCAUUGUCGCAUCCGACCUCUUCAUCUCCCGAUGCCUCGUACUUGUCGGUUGGGAGACAGCGACGCUCAGCAGGUAAGAUCAUAUCAUAGACCUUGAAGCCAAGAAAGAUAGAAUCCCCGCCUGUGUUGAGUAGGAUGACCAACCAGGCCGCAGUCAACCAGUCCAACGCCAACAAGGCCAAGGCAGGAGAUGAAAAUCAGCAGAAUGACGGCGCGGAGGUGGGCUACAAAGAUGCCGGCCACUGCAGCCGCAACACUCACAGCCUCCUACUGGGCCUCACCGUCAUGGGUGUGGUGAUGGGAGCCGUUCUGGGCAUGUUGCUGCGCUACAUGAAGGUGACGGACAGCUCGGCCCUCACCAUGGUCUCCUUCCCCGGCGAGAUCCUCAUGAGGAUGCUCAAGAUGCUCAUCCUGCCCCUCAUCAUCUCCAGCCUCAUCACAGGUCUGGCUGGACUGGAUGCUCGCUCCAGUGGCAGGAUGGGCAGCAGAGCCAUGGUGUACUACAUGAGUACCACCAUCAUCGCUGCCAUCCUAGGAGUCAUUCUGGUGAUCAGCAUCCACCCUGGCAACCCCAAGCUCAGGGGGGGCUCCGCCGCCUCCGCCCCUCCGAAGAACCAGGAAGUCAGCAGUCUGGAUGCCUUCCUGGACCUCAUCCGCAACCUCUUCCCAGAGAACUUGGUGCAGGCGUGCUUCCAGCAGGUCCAGACGGUGUUGAAACAGGCGGUGGUGACGGCCACAAAUCAAACGGAACCAAUUGUCGUCAGCAGAAAAAAACUGGAGUACAAAUGGGGCAUGAACGUCCUCGGCUUGAUCGGCUUCUUCAUCACCUUCGGCGUCUGCAUGGGCCGGAUGGGCGAGCGUGGCAAAGUCAUGUCCGACUUCUUCAACGUCCUCAAUGAGAUCAUCAUGACCAUGGUGUCCAUGAUCAUGUGGUAUUCCCCGGUGGGCAUCGCCUCGCUGAUUGCGGGUAAGAUUGCAGCCAUCGGCGACCUGGAGGUGGUGGCGCGGCAGUUAGGCAUGUACAUGGUGACCGUCGUGGUGGGCCUGGCCAUACACGGUGGCCUUAUCCUGCCCGCCAUCUUCUUCGCCAUCACCCGCAAGAGUCCCUUCACCUUCUACUCGGGCAUAUUCCAGGCCUGGAUCACCGCACUGGGCACGGCCAGCAGCGCCGGGACCUUGCCGGUAACGUUUCGCUGCCUGGAGGAGAACCUGAAGAUCGAUAAGCGUGUGACCCGAUUCGUGCUGCCCAUCGGCGCCACCAUCAACAUGGAUGGCACGGCGCUCUACGAGGCCGUGGCGGCCAUCUUUAUCGCGCAGAUGAACGACAUCACGCUGGACGGCGGCCAGAUCAUCACAGUCAGCAUGACGGCCACCCUGGCCAGCGUGGGAGCGGCCAGCAUUCCGAGUGCCGGAUUGGUCACCAUGCUGCUGAUCCUGACGGCCGUGGGCCUCCCCACGCAGGACAUCAGUCUGCUCAUCGCCGUCGACUGGCUGCUCGACCGGAUGCGCACCUCCAUCAACGUUGUGGGCGACUCGUUUGGGGCCGGCAUCGUGGACUACUUGUCCAAAGCUGAGCUUCAGGAAAUAGACGCGGCCGAAAUGCAAAUUCUCGCGGUGGAGGAGGAACUGGAUUUCAUCCCGCCGCCGCCCAUUCUGACCGAGAUGAACCCGCUCAAGCCCCCCGAGCUGCCCCCCCGCUCGCCCCGCCCUCCCAAGCAGAACCACCACAGCCACGUCCUGUCCCAGUCCCACUCGCUCACCUACUCGCCGUCCCGUUCUAUCCGCUCCCCGUCGCCGCGCUCUAUCCGUUCGCCCUCCCCGCGUUCUGUGUGCUCCCACUCCCACUCCCCUCGGCCUUUCCGUGCCCACUCGCCUCGCCUUCUCUGCAGGACGGAGCCGGGCUACUGUGCCCUGCCCAGCCACGACACCCAGCUACCCACCUUGCCCCAGUGCUACCGCGACCGACUGUACAGAGAGAGCGAGACGGAGGAGGAGGAAGAGCGAGAACGGGAACGCGUCCUGGGCGAGCCCAGCGACGGCGAAGAGAGCGACGACACCGCCUACGACCGGCGACACGCCAUCCUACCGUGUGACCUACCGUGACAACAACAGCCAACGUCCGCGUGUUUCAAUUUGUGUUACAGUCAAAAGCAAUUGUCA
Syngnathus typhle (broad-nosed pipefish) is the source of this 2650-nucleotide messenger RNA. RefSeq names its product solute carrier family 1 member 9 (gene slc1a9). Gene Ontology annotation, biological process: L-glutamate transmembrane transport. Lineage: Eukaryota; Metazoa; Chordata; Actinopteri; Syngnathiformes; Syngnathidae. Gene Ontology annotation, molecular function: L-glutamate transmembrane transporter activity; neutral L-amino acid transmembrane transporter activity; glutamate:sodium symporter activity. The transcript is spliced from 15 exons. Gene Ontology annotation, cellular component: plasma membrane. The record is from RefSeq and is a predicted model, not a curated record. Bases 626 to 2593 code for a protein of 655 amino acids.